Messenger RNA from Pogona vitticeps (central bearded dragon), 5842 nucleotides. NCBI's taxonomy places the organism in Eukaryota, Metazoa, Chordata, Lepidosauria, Squamata, Agamidae. The record is from RefSeq and is a predicted model, not a curated record.
UGGGGAAGGGGUAAAACUCCAGAGAGCAAAAGAGUAUUCUUACGUCCACUUACUUAAUUAUGUUAAAAGGGAAAUCACAUAAGUAAACCAUGUAACAGUUUUCCCAGAGUACGCAUCUAUCUUUCCAGCUCUUCCCAUUUCUUUGGACCUUCUCAUACUUCCUCCAUCUAUGCUUUCCAGUCCAUAUUUCGGAUCCAGUUAUGAAACCUUUCCCAUUUUUUUGAGUCCUUUUUGAGCACAAUCGUUCGUUUAUUGCUUCUGUUCGCACAUCCAUCUCCGCCACUUCCAGUGUCUUUUCUAGCAGUUCCUCCAGAGAUGGUACCUCUUCUUUCUCCCAACGUUUCCCUUAUAGUAUCCUCGAUGCCACGAUUGCAGACACUCACCCUUCGAUUAACCGGUGUGGAUCACGAUGUCUGCCCUCCUCUUCCUUCUGGGAUUGGCUCACUGGGUUAGCCAAGCCUUUGCUUCGUGGGGUGCCACGUACCCUGAAAGGCUGCAGGCCGUCAAAGGUUCCUGCGUCGUCAUUCCCUGCACCUUCCAUUUUCCCAGCACCGUGACGGUCACGGCCGCCGGCAUCACAGCCAUCUGGUACAAGGGCCCGGCGGGCCAGCGGACCGUGAUCUUCCAUUCAGAAAAUCCAGGCACGGCCGAGGCCCAGUUCCGAGACCGUGCAGAACUGCUGGGCAAUCCUCUCCAGAAGAACUGCACUUUGCUUCUGAAGAACGUCCGAAGCGAGGAUGGCUCCGAGUACAACUUCCGUUUCGAAAUCAGCGAGGGGAAUCGCUGGACCGAACAGAGGCCGGUUCAGCUGACCGUCCUCGACAACCCAAGCACUCCCAGCAUCACUGUUCCAGUGGAUCUGCAUGAAGGACAGCAAGAGGCGAAUUUUACUUGCUCCACUCUGCACUUCUGUCCCGACCAUAGCUCCCUGCGAUGGACGGGUUACAACGCAGAGACGUCCCAGUUGUUUGAGGUGGUCGAAGAGGGUGCCUCUGGAGUGCUCCAGAAGCAGAUCCUCAAGACCGCUCUUACCUGGAAGGACCACAACCGGAAGCUGGGCUGCGAGUUGUCUCUUGGGAUCCAGAAGGUGACCAAGGAGGUCACGCUCCACGUGAAAUAUGCCCCCAGAGGAGUCAAAGUCUCCCUGACUCCAUCGGCAAAGAACCUCCUCGUGGGCGAUGCAGCCUCUCUGACCUGCAUCGUGAACAGCAGCUACCCAGUCCCCACGGCCUACCGGUGGUUCAAAGACGGUGUCGCUAGUGGAGGAGGGAGAGUGAAGACCUUCCAGGCGGUUGCCCGCAAGGAUUAUGGCCGGUACCGCUGUGAAGCAGUAAAUUCUGUGGGCACUGGCGUGGCCGAAGGAGUAACACUCUUUGUUUUCUCUGCUGAGCUGUCCAUCAGCCCCUCUUCUAGCAUACGGGAAGGUGAGACGGUUACGCUGACCUGUGACGUUCCUGGGGGAGACAAGCAAGCGAUCCACUACAGCUGGUACAAGAACAACAUCUGGAUGAAGGAAGGCGCUUCCCAGAGCCUGGUCUUCCAGGAGGUUGCAGUCGGAGACACCGGCUACUACACCUGCAAAGUGCAGAACGAACAAGGGAGCGAGAUGUCCCAAGCCGUUAGGCUCGACGUCUUGUAUCCCCCCAGGUCACCUUCACUCACCUUAUUCCAGGAGACCCAGGAAGGUCAACUGGCCAUCAUCCAUUGCACUGCAGACAGCAACCCUCAGUCCACCCUGAGUCUUUAUCGGGAGAAUCAACUCAUUGCAACCACCAGCUUGCACUCAGCUCCCAAUCAGCGGAUCAGCAUAACAACGACCCGCAACUCUUUGAAACUAGAGAUCCGGAAGGUCAUCCCAGAGGACAAGGGGAACUACCAGUGCACAGCAACAAACACUUAUGGGAGUGUGAACACCACCCGCUUCUUUGGUGCUCAAACGGCCAGAGUGGUGGUCCAGCCUGCCAAGGAACUGCCCGAAGGCGACCGAGUCGCCCUGACCUGCACGGCCACCUUGGAGCCUGGAGAAGAGACCACUUACACCUGGUACAAAAAUGGCAAGUGGCUCCGGGAGGGAAAGGAGAGCUCCCUGGUCUUCUCAGCCGUGACCAGCGAUGACGCUGGGGCUUUCCACUGCGUGGCUCAGAACAAGAAAGGCAGAAAUACGUCCCCGGCGGUUGCUCUCCGUGUGCUGUAUUCCCCGAGAGAGCCUGUGAUGAAUUCUCUCCUGGAGACCCAAGGGGGACAUCUUGCCAUCAUCGGGUGCACGGUAGACAGUGACCCACCCUCUGAGGUCGCUUUAUACAAAGGGGAUCUUCUCUUGGGUUCCACCAGCACUGCCCGCUCAGCAACUGACCAGAGGAUGACCCUGACCCCGUCCUACAACGGGUUGAAGGUGACCAUCCAGAACGUGACCUUGGAGGAUGAAGGCGAGUAUGUCUGUUCUGCUCAGAACCACUACGGGGAGUCCACAGCCUCCAUGGAUUUCACUGCAGAGACUGCAAAAGUCACCAUCACUCCCUCUUCGGAGGUGCUUGAAGGGGUGGCGGUCCGUCUGUCCUGUGCCGUGAGCAGCAUCCCCUCCACCUUGGCCAACAUCACCUGGUUCAAGGGGGGUCGCUCUCUCUCCAUGGAGGACCACAGGGAGGUCCUGGAGUUCGAGCAAGUGGCCAGAGGAGACGCCGGGAUCUACAGCUGCCGAGUGGAGACUUUGAGAGCCAGCAAAAGUUCCAACUUGGUUGCCCUUUCUGUGCUGUACCCCCCUGGGACUCCUCAGGUGACCGUCUUUGUGGAGACCGAGCGAGGCAGGCUGGCCCUCUUCCAGUGUUCGGUGGACAGCAACCCAGCCGCUAAACUGGUUCUGCGCAGAGGAGAGGACCUCAUUGCCUCCAGUGGCUCCGAGAACAGCGUCGCCUCCCAGAGGAUCCGCGUUCAGCAGGCCCGCAAUUCCCUCCAGGUGGAGAUGAAGGAUCUGGACCCCCAGGAUGAAGGCCGCUAUAACCUCACGGCUAUCAAUGCCUACGGCUCCUCCUCCACCUUGUUGUACCUCCGUGUGCAAACGGCCCGGGUUCUGGUGACCCCAUUCCCGGAGGUGCUGGAAGGGAGCGCCGUCAACCUCACCUGUGACGUGGUGGGAAGCUCCCCCAGUGGGACCACGUUUUCUUGGUACAAGAACAGCCGGCGCCUUCAGGAGAAAAACAGCGAUGCUCUCGCCUUCCCACGGAUCACCAGUGAGGACGCCGGCUCCUACCACUGCAAGGCCCACGGGCCAGAGGAGGGGGCCGUCAGCAUCUCCCCGCCGGUCAGCAUCACAGUCUUCUACCCACCUCGGAGCCCCCAGGUGACCUCCUUCCUGCAGAGGCAAGGCAGGGAAGUGGCCGUCCUCCGCUGCACGGUGGAGAGUGAGCCCCAGUCCCGGUUGGCCUUCUCCAAGCGGGGGGAGCUCUUGGCCUCCAGCCUCCCCCCACACCCGGCACACAGCCAGCGGGUCAAGGUUUCCAGCUCCUACAACCGCUUGGACGUGGAGAUCUGGGGGGUGGUUCUGGAGGACGAAGGCGAGUAUGCCUGCUCAGCCAGCAACCCCUACGGCCAGGCCAGCUCCACCCUGAUGUUCACGGCUGAGACUGCAAGGAUUUGGAUUUCGCCUCCUGAUGUCCUCGAAGGGAACUCUGUGAACCUGACCUGUGCCGUCGACAGCAAUGCCUCCAGUGAGGCACACUAUACCUGGUAUAAGAACAACCAGCGGCUCUCAGAAGGGCCUUCCCAGAUGCUGACCCUGCCCCAUGCCAACGUGGCAGACGGGGGGACCUAUUACUGCACUGUCAAGACGCGGGAGAGGAUUCGGAACUCUACCUUUGGCACACUCAAUGUCCUCUACCCACCCAGGAAUGCUGAGAUGAAGUCAUUCUUGGAGACUCUGAAUGGGAAGGUGGCCAUCAUGAUCUGCAAUGUGGACAGCAACCCCCCCUCCACCCUGCUGCUCUGCCAAGCUGGCCAAGUCCUGGCGGCCAGCGCCUUCCAAGGGAGCAGGGUGCCCGGCCACCGGCUGAGCACAGUCUCCUCCCGGAACUCCCUGAGACUUGAGAUCAAAGAGGUCAGCCUGGACGACGAAGGGACUUACGAGUGCUUGGCUAGCAAUGCCAUAGGCCAGACCACGGCCUCCUUAGACUUCACCGUGCGGACUGCCAGAGUCGUGAUCCAGCCAGCCUCGGACGUGCGCGAGGGGGCUCACGUUUCCCUUACCUGUGAAGAUCUAAGUUCUGCCCCAAACGUGGUUUAUACCUGGUACAAGAACUCCAAGUGGCUGUCGGAGGGCUCUGCCCCCUCCCUCUUCUUCCCAGCUGUGACCACCCACGACGUGGGGUCGUACUCUUGCCAAGUACGCAGCGCGAGAGGCAUACGGACCUCGCCACCUGUCCCUCUGCGCGUGCUCUAUGCUCCAAAACAGCCAUCCCUGAUCUCUUUCCUGGAGACCCAGUCAGGGAACCGUGCCAUCAUACAAUGCACAGUGGAGAGCCACCCUCCAUCCGAGGUAGCUCUGUACCGAGGAAACCUGUUGCUGGCUUCCACCAGGAAUCCUGGGACUUUCCCUACCCAACGGCUCAGCGUCCUCUCAGCACAUAAUUCCCUGAAAGUGGAAAUCGAGAAGAUCCUUCUGGAGGAUGAAGGACAGUACCACUGCCUAGCAAACAACACUUAUGGGAACUCUACGGUCUCCAUACACUUCAGCGUGGAGAGUGCAAGGAUCAACAUUGAUCCCUCUCCAGAUAUCAAGGAAGGGGACUCAGCCAACCUGACCUGUGUGGUCGCCAGCCGAGCCAUGGGAGAGAUGAACUAUACCUGGUACAAGAACAGCCGAUGGCUCCGGGAGAGUCCCGACCCGUCGUUCCUAAUGGGCAAUGUGGCCAGGGGUGAUGCGGGCUCCUACCACUGCCAGGCAGCGGGACCGAUGGGCACCCUAACGUCUGCCUUCGUCAGCUUGAAUGUACUUUAUGCACCCAGGAGCCCCUCCAUGAGUGCCUACCUGGACAAUCAAAGGGGGAAAGCGGGCAUCAUUUACUGCAGAGUCGAUAGCCAUCCACGCUCUGAAUUGGCUUUGUUCAAAGGAAGUCAACUCGUGGCUAGCACCAACGGCUCUCGAUCUGCUGCCAGCCGGCGCUUCAUCCCAUUCUUCUCCUACAACAGCCUGAGGCUGGAGAUUCGAGACCUCACUGCAGAGGAUUCGGGACAUUAUCUGUGCUGGGCUGGCAACUCUCUUGGCACCAUGGCCAGUGCCAUGAACUUCAGCGCCGUGAUAACCCCCUCUCCAGCAUUGCCUGCCACCCUUGCAGACCUGCAUUUGUUCAAGAUCCUGGCUGGGGUAUUCAUUGGCUUGGUCUGUGCAGCAGUUCUUUGCGGCCUGGUGUUUGGGAUUCAAAAGAAUGGUUUCUGUGAACACCGUUCAAGAUGGAAAAAGUGGAAGAACAAGGAGGCAGGGUCACUGGCAAUGGAAAGCAAGGACAACUCAGCCCAGCUGAAUGAGCCAAGCCCAGAGACUCCGCCAUCGGGACGGCUCUGCUGUUACUAUCAAAGGCUCCCUAUGAAGACAGGCGCUCCCCCCAAAGAAGCCUCACCUGGGCAGAGCUGCACAAGCGUCUUGUGAAGGGCAAAGGGGGGGAAAUCUCCCCAAUGGGAGCCCAAGCAGCCAGAGAACUCUGCUGAUCGGGCGAGGGAUGUGGUGGGAUGAUGGUCAGCUGAAGGGCAACACGCUGGACGUGGAGUUAAUCCCGUGUUGAAAGGACCCCACAUAUUCUCCAUUCUAUCCACACCAUUUUUCACUGGCAUGAAAAUAUACACCUUUUCACAG